This is a messenger RNA of Rhodamnia argentea, 1510 nucleotides long. RefSeq names its product CBL-interacting serine/threonine-protein kinase 11. The transcript has a single exon. NCBI's taxonomy places the organism in Eukaryota, Viridiplantae, Streptophyta, Magnoliopsida, Myrtales, Myrtaceae. Gene Ontology annotation, molecular function: protein kinase activity; ATP binding. The record is from RefSeq and is a predicted model, not a curated record. Gene Ontology annotation, biological process: protein phosphorylation; signal transduction. The coding region runs from base 153 to 1424 and encodes 423 amino acids.
GCACGCCCAAUUUCGCAAUACCGCCUCUGUCGUGCCGUGUCGUUUUGUUUUGUUGUUAGUAUAAUCGCAUCUACUAAUUCUUCUUCUUCAAAGAACCCAGCCCUUCCCUUUGUGUGAAUUCCAUUCGGUUCGAUCUCUGGCAGAACCAUCUAAUGCCAGAGAUCGAACAUCAUCAUCAUCAUCGCCACCAUGACGACGCCCUCUUUGGCAAGUACGAGGUCGGCAGGCUCCUGGGUUGCGGCGCCUUCGCCAAGGUCUACCACGCCCGCAACCUCGUCACCGGCCAGAGCGUGGCGCUCAAGGUCAUCCACAAGAAGAAGCUCUCCUCCUCCAACUCCGCCACCCUAAUGUCCAACAUCAAGCGCGAGAUCUCCAUCCUCCGCCGCCUCCGCCACCCCUACAUCGUCUCCCUCUUCGAGGUCCUCGCCACCCGUUCCAAGAUCUACGUCGUCAUGGAGUUCGCCAAGGGCGGCGAGCUCUUCUCCAUGGUCUCCAAGGCCCGCCUCUCCGAGGACCUCGCCCGCCGCUACUUCCAGCAGCUCAUCUCCGCCCUCGGCUACUGCCACGCCCGCGGCGUCUUCCACCGCGACCUCAAGCCCGAGAACCUCCUCCUCGACGACAACGGCGGCCUCAAGGUCACCGACUUCGGCCUCAGCGCCGUCACCGACCAGAUCCGGUCCGACGGCCUCCUCCACACGCUCUGCGGCACCCCUGCCUACGUGGCCCCGGAGAUCCUGGCCAAGAAGGGCUACGACGGAGCCAAGGUGGACGUGUGGUCGUGCGGGGUCAUCCUGUUCGUGAUGACCGCCGGGUACCUGCCGUUUAACGACCCGAACCUGAUGGCCAUGUACAAGAAGAUCUACAGGGGCGAGUUCCGAUGCCCCAAGUGGAUGUCGGCCGACCUGAAGCGCUUCCUCCGCCGCCUCCUGAACACCAACCCGGACACCAGGAUCACCAUCCACGAGAUCCUCAAGGACCCCUGGUUCAGGAAAGGCUACAAGGAGGUGGACCUGUUCGCGGAGGCCAGCGGGAGCAAACCGGAGAUGGUAGGGGAAGGGGAUAGCAAGAGCGAGCUGAACGCGUUCGACAUAAUAUCCUUCUCGCCCGGGUUGAACUUGUCGGGAUUGUUCGACGACAAGUACGACGCGGCGGAGGACGGGGAGAGGUUCGUGUCGGAAGAGACGCCGGAGGAGCUAAUGGAGAGGGUGGAGGGAUUCGCAAAGGAAGAGAAGCUGAGAGUGAGGAGGAAGAAGGAAUGGGGGUUGGAAGCGGAAGGGAGAGAGGGGAAUCUGGUGAUGGAGGUGGAGGUGAACAGGCUGACGGAGAAGCUGGUGGUGAUGGAGGUGAGACGAGGAGGGGGAGAUGCUGGGGUUUACAGGAGCACGUGGAAGACCAAGCUCAGGCCUCGCCUCCUUCGUAACUGAAAUCCAUGUGAACCGCAGCAUUCGGUCGACAUAAGACUCAGAUUUCCCGGGGUCGGGGAAAUUAAUGUCUCGACUCUCGAGUUAGC